CAAGAAGGAAGAUAAGAAAGAGCGAGAGCCUCACCAAAGAUGACUGGAUCAGAAGUCCAUGACGAUGCGGAGAAGCACCGUGGACGGGAUACUGUGAAGAAUCCCAAGGCAAAGGGUGACAAGUCAAGCACUCGUGAUCCUAUGACGUCUCUAGAGAGGCGUGUCUCUAGAGUGGAGGUGAAGUUGGCGGAAGAUAUCACCGCCAUCGAGGAUUUGGGAGCUAACUUCGCCCAAGUCGAAAGCGAUUGUCAAGGUAUGAAUGCUCGUUUGUCGAGCUUGGAGAUUGGUCAUGAUGGCAUACGAGAAGAGCUUGUGGCCCUCAUCAACAACACCAUCAACACAUCCUUGAACAACGCCAUUGAAGUUGUCAAAGGGCAUGUCCAGGCUGAGCUGGUCGGCGUGAAGGAGGAGAUUGCAGACCUCAAGAGUGAGGUCACUCUCGUGAAGAGAGCCAUGGCUAACGGACCUGCCAUUGCACAACCUACCUCAACCAUGGAGGUUCCUAGACCAAAGAGCUUUCAAGGGUCGAGGAAUGCAAGGGAGUUAGAGAACUUCCUAUGGAGCUUGGAGCAAUACUUUGAAGCUUCGGGUAUUCGAGAUGAGAAUACUAAGGUAAAAACUGCAUCUCUUUACUUGAGUGAUGUUGCCAUGCUGUGGUGGAGAAGGACCCAAGGCGAUAUCAAUAAAGGGGCGUGCGUGAUGGAGUCAUGGGAUGACUUCAAGAGGGAGAUCAAGAGGCAAUUCUACCCAGAGAAUGUUGAGUUUGAAGCCCGGUCGAGACUAAGGAGGCUUGCUCACGAAGGAGAGAUUCGAGGGUAUGUGAAAGAGUUUUCUGAAUUGUUGCUCGAGAUCCCCGACUACACCGACAAGGAGGCCAUGUUCACCUUCCUUGACGGCCUCCAACCAUGGGCGAAGUUGGAGCUACAACGGCGAGGCGUGCAAAGUCUUGCCGAGGCAAUGGCGAUUGCCGAGUCCCUAGUCGAGUACCACGAGCCGGAGGAACGUGCGGAGUUCGGAGGCAAUGGAGGUGGACGCGACUAUGAUAGAGACACACGAAGGCGUGGUAGACCGGACCAAGGAGGUAGUCAUAAGGUUGAGAAACCACUUACUUGCUUUCUUUGUGAUGGUCCACACCGUGUGAGAGAUUGCCCAAGAAAGCACAAGUUGUCGGCAAUGAAGGCCGUACUGGCAGAGUGCUCGAGCUCGGAAGAGGAAGCAGAGGAGGCUCCAAGAGUGGAGCCCCAUGUCGCGAAGAUCGGUUGCAUGAAGAGAUUGAGCGCCAUCAAGCGGGCGGAAGAGCCUCUCCAACCCGAGCAGCACGGCCAAUGCUUCGUAGAGGCGAAGCUCAACCAAAGGAAAACAAAAGCUUUGGUUGAUACUGGGGCAAGUUGCAACCUUCUUGACGUAGGUGAAGCGCAGAGGCUAGGCAUCACGUACGAGAAGAAGCAAAGAGGGUGGAUGAAAGCUACCAACUCAAGGGCCACAAGAACUCAUGGAGUAGCGCGCCAGGUGCCACUCAAGCUUGGAGGAUGGACCGGGGUGGCAGACUUUGAGGUUGUGUCGUUGGAUGAUUAUCAGGUCAUCAUCGGCAUGGAAUUCAUGGUGCGGGAGAAAGCUUUCCCGAUUCCCUACGCCAAUAGAUUCUGCAUCAAUGGCGGAGCAAGAUCGGUUCCCAUGACAAGAGAGCAACUCGAGUCAAACAAGAGGUGUUUGGCAAGGCAAGAGCAGCGAGAAGUGGCAACGAUGGUGGAGGCAGCGGCUCACUCGAAGACUCGUUGGAGAAGGACGAGAAGGAGGAGUGCACAACAUCGUGGAGCCAUGAGAGACGAGGAUGUAUCAUCUUCGACUUGCCAAGAGAAGCAAGGAAAGGCCACCAUGAUCGAGAAGGCGGGACACUCAAAGACGCGACGGAGAAGACCGCGGAGGAGUGUGCAACAUCAUGGGAGCACAAGGCUCGAGAGGGAGCCAGGGCCAUCCUUGGUUUGGAGGAAGGUGCAACGAGACCUUGCAAGCAAUGAAGCUAAGGCAAGGAAGGCGUCUGCCAAAGAGCCACGACGAGGGCGUCGUGGAUUGAGUGAAGGAGAAUGUCACCAACGAGGCUCAAGAGUCGAAAGAGGCUGCUCGAGGUCGAAGGAGGCAUUUCGUAGCAAGGACGCGACGAGGGCGUCGCGAGCAUAGGUGGGGGAGGAUGUCACAUGUGGCAGAUGACAUGGCGCCAACAAGGUGACAACAUGGCGGCUGCACAUGUGGCAUGCAUGGAAGACUAGUAGCAUAGAGAUGCUCCUAGGAUUCUCCACCUUAAUGUUUCUCCCAUCUUCUUGUGUCUUGUUCUUGUGAGUUGAGUGAGUUUGAGAGCUUUUGAGAAGGCUGCCUAGUAUCUCUAACGGAAUUGAGAGCUAGGGCCGCACGACCAAGAGUAAGGCCGUGACAGUGUCCGCGGGUCUGAUACAAGUCGGGUAAUUUAUCACGAGGUACGGGUCGGGGCAGGUCGACCCAAUGAGUAUGUAAUUUAUAUGGAAAACAUUAGAAUGAUUCAAUAUUUUUAGUAUAAGACCAAGAAACAAACCAUAAUGUAUGAUAAAUGCUGUCAAAUUAUUGGAGAAAUUGAGGUUUUCACUAAUUUACAACUUUAUUUGAGCUAAAAUAUGAUGUAUUAAAAGGAAAAUUCUAAGUAAUUUGACUAAGAUUACACGUAAUUUAGGCAAAAAAUGGGUCGAGAAUGGGGCGGCUCAGGACAUGUCGGGUCGAUGAGAGCAUCUAUGCCCGCCCCACCCCAAAACAGACCAAAUAUGUCGAGUAAAACUAGUCAGGUCGAAAAUGUCAAUCCCUAUUUAUAGGUGGCUUGGGAUGCUGGUCAUCGUCGAGUUUGCCAUUCAGCUACUUCACCGCACUGCUUCUGGUAAUCAUCAUUACACGGUCAUCGUUUACACAUUCUGGGAGCUCAUGUCUCGGCUCUGGGCUAUUACUAUUUCUACCGCGAGGGUAAUAGUUUUGCAGAUUAUUUGACUAGUCGGGGGUUCUCCUUCUCGUUUGGGUUUCAUUUUAUUACGAGUACUAACCUUAUGCUAUUUCACUGGAUAUUGUAUGACUAUCACUCUGUCAGGAGGUCUCAGUACUCCGUUGAUUUUGAAUGAAAGAUAGGAUGACUUGCAACCAUUAUAAAAAAAUUAAUUACGGCCGAAUCAAUUAAUUCAACAUUUAGGUGCUUGUGUUUGAAAGAUGGUUGAUCCGAUCCCAACAUUUUGUGUAAUGGGAAUGAAUAUACAAGAAUUAAUGUUAGGCCAACAUUUUGUGUAAUGGGAAUGAAUAUACAAGAAUUAAUGUUAGGCCUAAGUACACCGUCACCCCGAUUGGGUCCAAUGUUGCCACAUAGGAAGUCCAUGAAUCAUUUUUUUAAUAUUAGUUUGGGUUAAGCGAUGUGUUUUCAUUUCAUAACCACCUGGGCUUCAUUUUGUUCGAAAAUCAGUUUAUGCCUAAGAAGCCCAGUUUGUCAUUUGAUGAGCUUAAAUAAUCGUCACGUUAAGACCUAGCUAUUAUUAGCCACCAUCUUUUUAGUGACGAUAGAGUAAUUUGUAAUUUUGACUUUUGAGUGAGUUCCAGAAGUGAUAAUAAUUUUGACUUUUGAGUGAUCACGAGGAUGAUAUUCAAGUGAUAAUAAUUCACUUUCUUGAGAGACAUGAUAUUUACUGGUGGUGGGUUAACGUUCUGAUUUCAAACUUUGAAUAAAAUGUUACGUACGUUGUGGUAUCAUCAGAAAUUUAGUUGAAAAUUUUGAGUUUUAUAAUUUUUUGGAGAAGCACUAUAUUUUUUAAUUUGAAGUAAGAAGGGUUUUAUUGUUUAGAUUGAAUUCGCAUCUCCUUCACUAAGAAAAAGGUGCUUUUCGC
Molecule: messenger RNA, 3884 nt
Organism: Linum trigynum
Lineage: Eukaryota; Viridiplantae; Streptophyta; Magnoliopsida; Malpighiales; Linaceae
Source: the annotation of a GenBank genome assembly